Messenger RNA from Funneliformis geosporum, 943 nucleotides. Lineage: Eukaryota; Fungi; Glomeromycota; Glomeromycetes; Glomerales; Glomeraceae. The record is from the annotation of a GenBank genome assembly.
UUUUACAAAAGAAUUAAUCAUCACUUUAAUUCAUUCGCUCAUUUCUGAUAACGAAUUUAACGCGAAGAAACAUGAUAACUUACUUAUUCAACAAUUAAAACCUCUAGUAAUUGACAGUGAAGAUAAACAUGAGGAAUCAGUAGAUGAAUAUCCUGAAGGUGACUCAUGCGUAGUCUGUAAAAAGCCUUAUGAUAGUACCCUCUUUUGUGUUAGAAGAAUCGUUCAUUGCUUCGGUGUCACCCGUGAACCAUCUGGAUAUUAUAUGAUGGUUACUAAUUUUGCAAAUGAGGGUGAUUUAAAUUCAUAUAUUAAAAAACGACAUCAAGACUUGAACGGCAAUAUCCUAAAUCAUGUGACAUGCAAUGGAAUCACAUGGACUUGGCUUGGCGACUUGGGAUUAAGUGUGAAAGAAGAGGAUGUUGAACGUCUAGUGAUGGAGAAUGGACCAUUGUUUGGAAAGAUUGGAUAUAUGGCACCUGAAGUGCUUCGUUGCACACAAAUAUAUACAAAAGCUGCAGAUGUUUAUUCUUUUGGAAUGAUACUUUGGGAGUUGACCUCUUGCCGUAUGCCAUUCUCCAAUAUGAGACAAGAUAUUCAUCUUAUUUAUGAAAUUAUUGAUGGCAAGAGACCAAAGGUUGUUGAAGGUACUCCACCAGCAUUUGCUAAACUUAUCGAAGAUUGUUGGCAAUCUGAUCCAAAUUUGCGGCCGACUAUGGAAGUUGUUCAUAAAAGGAUUUGGUCAUAUGCAAAUUCAAUGAUCAAGGGAAAUCACAAAGACAAAUAUGGAUUUCGAGCGGCGGAGGAGAAAAGAAGUUUAAAUUUGCUGAAAAUGGUGACGAUGAAGCAAGUGUAUCCAGUUGUUAUAAAUAGUCAACAAAUUCCGAAGCCACCAUCAUCAUUUGCGCGAAGAUUUAAUCAAAGUGGUAUGACGAUCUUAAAAUGA